This is a messenger RNA of Colius striatus (speckled mousebird), 4970 nucleotides long. RefSeq names its product golgin A2 (gene GOLGA2). Gene Ontology annotation, molecular function: protein binding. The transcript has 28 exons. Lineage: Eukaryota; Metazoa; Chordata; Aves; Coliiformes; Coliidae. The record is from RefSeq and is a predicted model, not a curated record. Bases 62 to 3214 code for a protein of 1050 amino acids. Gene Ontology annotation, cellular component: Golgi cis cisterna; Golgi cisterna membrane; cis-Golgi network. Gene Ontology annotation, biological process: Golgi organization.
GCCUGGCGGCCGCCCUCGCCGCUCCCCGCCGCGGCUGACGUGGCCCGGGCGCGGGGCGGACAUGGCGGACGGCAGCAGGCAGAGCAGGCUGGCGGCGGCCAAGAAGAAGCUGAAGGAAUAUCAGCAGAAGAAUAGCCCUGGAGCAACUGCAGGAACAAAGAAGAAGCGAAAGACUAAAGAAGGCAGUAGACCUGCGACUCCCACCACCGAUGACCAGCAGCCUCCAGAGAACAUUCAGAACAUUCUGAAGGUGCUGGUGUCAGACCUUAACCGCUCCAAUGGGGUAACCAUACCCUCAUUGGACAAGAGGAAGGCAUACUUUGACAGUGAUGUUGCCACUCGUAACACUGAGCAGCUUGCUACCGAUGUCCCUGUGCUAUCUAACAGCAACAGCCUUCCUAGCUGUGGUUCUGUUCUGCCUGCUCCUGUGAGCACGCAGCUGACACAGAUGCAUGAAGCUGAGGAUCAGAAAAAUGCUUUGGAUGAGAACAGGUCUUUCUCGUCAACAGAAAGUCUCCGCCAGCUGUCUGAACAACUCAAUGGCCUGGUUUCUCAGUCUACAUCAUAUGUGAAUGGGGAAAGUGCUGUUUCUUCCACAAAUAUUAAGGAAAUGGAAACACGUUACCAGGAGCUGGCAGUAGCCCUGGAUUCCAGCAAUCUAACUAACAAACAGCUCGUUACAAAGAUAGAGGAAUUGAAACAGCAGAACCAAGAAGCAGUGAAUCAGCUGGAGAAGGAAAAGAAGGAGUUUGAACAGAAAUUUUCUAAAGAGCAAGCAGCCCUGAGGGAACAGCUACAGGUUCAUAUCCAGACUAUUGGGAUUCUGGUUUCUGAGAAGUCUGAGCUGCAGACAGCCCUUGGCCACACUCAGCAAGCUGCACGGCAGAAGUCAGGGGAAGCUGAAAGCCUUGCUGCUCGUUUACAUUCAUCUCGCCAGAGGGUAUCCGAGCUAGAACGUACUUUGUCCUCCAUCUCUAUGCAGCAAAAACAGUCAGAGAAGCAUAAUAAAGAGCUAGUGAAGGAGCGAGACAACCUGAAAAUGGAACUGUACAAACGAAGCAAAAGCAGUGAGGAAAUAAAGCAGCAGAAUUCAGAGCUGUCAGAGAAGGUUCACUCCCUGGUUUCCAAGAACUCAGCCAUGAAGUUGGAUAUGGAGGAUUUGCACAAGAAACUGGAAAUGGCUGAACUGAUGAUUCAACAGUUCUCAAAUCAGGCAGGGAGUCUGGAUGCAAACCAGCAGUUGCAGAUGGCACUGGAGGAGAAGGCAAGCCUGGAAACACAGAUUGCUCAGCUCUCAGAGUCACUUCAGCAGCUCCAGGCAGAAAGAGAUCGGUAUGUAGAGAAACUGAAGGAGGAGCAGAGCGUUUGGCAGCAGCGGGUACAGCAGCUCUCAGAGCAGCUGCAGACAGUGACAGAGGAGAAGGAGAAGCUUAUGGUCCAGAUUCGGGAGCUGGAAGCCAAUAUUACAGAGCUGUUGAACAAAGAAGCAGUUAAGCCCAUGGAUGUUGAGCCUUCCUUGCCAGCAGGGCCCACAGCAGCUGAGCUGAGUCUGCAGCAAGAGAUCCAGCGGCUGCAGCAAGAGAAGGAGGAGCUGCAUGGGCAGUACCAGGCCCAGGUCCGGGACAACGAGCAGCUGAGCCACCUCAACCAGGAGCAGGAGGAGCGGCUGCUGGAGCUCGAGAAGACUGUGCAGCGCUACAAUGAGGAGGCUGUGGACAGACAACAGAUCCUGGAGGACAUGCAGAGUGACAAGGUCACCAUCAGCAGAGCCCUGAGCCAGAAUCGGGAGCUGAAGGAGCAGCUGGCUGAGCUGCAGAAUGGGUUUGUCAAACUGACAAAUGAAAACAUGGAGAUUACAAGUGCCCUACAGACAGAGCAACAUGUAAAGAAGGAGCUGGCCAAGAAGCUUGAGCAGCUGCAGGAGAACCUGGGGGAGCUCAAAUUGACGCUGGAACUGAAAACACAGGAGGCUCGGGGUCUGCAGGAGCAGCGGGACCAGUGCUACAGCCACCUGCAGCAGUACACUGUGGCCUACCAGCAGCUCGCUGCAGAGAAGGAAGAGCUGCACAAGCAGUUCCUGCUUCAGACACAGCUCAUGGACCGGCUACAGCACGAGGAGGUUCAGGGGAAGGUGACAGUGGAAAUGCAUCUGAAAGAGCUGCAGCAGACCAAGGAAAAUCUAGAAGCUGUAGCUAAGGAAAACAAAGAGCUGCAGGCCCAGAUCAGUCAGUUAGCAGCAGACCUGGACGGCAGGAUUCUGCACCGACUGGAGGGAGACGGUGUUGAAAGUGAAGAAAUGACUGAAGAAGUACAAAAACCUUCAUUUGAGAUCCCAGAGAAGUUUGAAAGCCAGGAAGAAAUGGUCACGUUUUUGACAUCUGCCAUGUCCCAGGUGGAGAAGGAGCGGGAGGACAUGAGGCAGCAGCUGGCUGCUCAGAGGCAGCAGUGCAGAAGCCUCCUACAGCAAAUGGCAGCUCUUAGGCAGGAGCAGCAACACAACGUCAUGCUGGGUGGAGGUUCUGCUGGGGAUACUGUUCCAGUGGAGGUUCAUGAAGCUUUGAAAAGUGCCAUGGAAAAACUACAGUCCCGUUUCACAGAGCUGAUGCGUGAGAAGGCUGAUCUGAAGGAACGGUUGGAAGAGCUGGAACAUCGCUGCAUCCAGCUCUCAGGGGAAACAGACACCAUUGGGGAGUACAUCGCCUUGUACCAGAGCCAAAGGGCGAUCCUCAAGCAGCGACACCAGGAGAAAGAGGAGUAUAUCAGCAGAUUGGCUCAGGAUAAGGAAGAGAUGAAGGUGAAGCUCCUGGAACUGCAGGAUUUAGUGAUGCGGUUGGUGAGCGAGAGAAACGAAUGGUACAGCAAGUACGUGGCAGCUGCCCAAAGCCCAGAGCUGCCUGUGGGCCCCGGGGACAGUGCACUGCCAGGGGAGAGGCACAUGGAGCUGAAUGCCACUGAUGGAGAGGGGUUACGAGAAGUGAAUCUAGCAGAUGAAGCUGAACAAGAGGCUGCUGUGCUUCACCACGCCCGUUUCUCCCCUAGUGACAGUAAAGCUGCUCAACCCAGCCAAGAGGAUCCCACAGCAAAGCAAAUAAUGCAGCUGCUCAGAGAAAUCCAGAACCCUCAGGAGAGGCUGGGCACCCUGCUGGAAAACCCCUGCAUCCCCUUCUUCUACCGUGCCGAUGAGAACGAUGAGGUCAAAAUCAUGGUCGUUUAAGUGGCACUAAACCUUAUUUACAGCCAUUUUCUAUGAUCCUGAAAAGACUUAAGUGACUUGUACGUGGCCAUGGCUCUGCUCAGGGCCCUGGCUCAGAACAGAUCCUUAACAACAGCAGGAAAGGGGGAACUGCAUCAGAGGGAGGUCGAGUGUCAGACUUCACCUUCCCUUUCCUCUUUCUUCCGUUACUUGGUGUGCUGGGAGUACAGGCAGACUCACACUAACCCUGGGAGGCAGCUGGAGCCAGGGGAAAGGGGAUUCCAUGACUUUGGGUGAAAUGACUUAAUCCUUUCUCCCAGCCCUGGUGCCAGCAGCCACCUUCCCCGCAGCGGUUCUGAUCCAUCGCUCCUGACUCUUAACUCGCCUCAUUCCUUCCAGGGCUCCCAAAGUAACGUAUUCUGGUAAUGAACUCUUUGGACUCUCAACAGGUUGGGUUUGGUUCCUGUUCUGCAUCUUAAACUUCCCCCUUUCUUCUGCAGCCUGCCUCUUGCAAGUCUGAGAUAGGCCUGGGCAGUUGUGAGCAGCCGAAAGCUGCAGGCCCUGGCGAGCCAGGCCGCAGGCCCUGUUGCUCUCCUGGCUGGAGGAAGGGAGUGAGGGUGGCCUUUGGAGUCUUUUUGGUUACUUGACAAAGCUUUAUGUGAUUCUUGGGAGUGGGGUGGAAAUGUAUCUGCACUUUGAAGGAUGAUGUGUUUCAGUUGUAUGUGUCUGAAGGUUUUAUUUAUUUAAAAAAUGGGAGAAGUAAAAGGAAACCACUUAAUAAACAUGCUUGGGUUUGAAUUCCUGGACUCUAGGGGCUCUAGUUCUCCAUCACUGAGCUUUCUUCUUCUCCCCUCUUGGUAAGGAGGGCAUUAGAAGGUUGGAAUCCAAGCUCCUGUGCCCGGAGUUGUGUUUGUGGGACACACAUCAGACAGAGCAGUGGCACCUGGUGAGCCUUGAGGCUCUGCAGCCCUAAUUUUAGGGAGAAAACAAAACAGGAUAGGAAGGGAGAGGCUCCAAAGUAGCAGCAAAACACAGCCCUUGGGUGUGCAAGUGGUGAAGGGAACUGCAGGUUAGUUUCAACAAUGGAAUCCUAAGGAAAAGUGUGGGUGAGGAGUAAGAGACCUGCUCAUCAACUGCCCUGUGAGCCACAGAGCAGGGCCUGGGCCUGAGGCCAUGGGCACCACCCCCAGGGGAAGAGCGAUGCAAGACAGGAAUGCAGUAUCAACUGUGGUUUGUACAACAAGAGAUGGCUCAUCUCUGCCCUGUCCAAGCUGGUCAAGCUUUACAGUAGCACAGGGGAGAGUGACUCCCCUCUACUGCCUGAAGCAGGUUAAGGGGGAGUUGGGGUUUUAAAUGGUUCAUCUUGUUCCCAUAUACAACUGAAAACAGCACAGGGAGAACAGCAAGUGCUUUCCUGUGACCCACCAGGAAGAGACAGAAGCUGUUUUCUGAAUUGGGUUGGAGUGGCAGUGUCUGGCACUGCCUCUCACACUCCUGCCUGCAGGGUUUGUGUACAUAGUGUAUCUCUGUACAAUGCUGUAUAUUCCUUGGGGACACACUCAGCCUUUUGCAGUGUUUGUUGGUAAAUCUGUAUCAUAAGUAACGGGGCAGAGCUGUGAUUUAAUACAGAGUGUUAUUAUAAAUGGAAUAACUAUUUAUUGGAUGUUCUAAUCUAGUACUGUGAAGACAAGACCAGGGCAGAAGGGUCUGCAGGCUGUUGCAGGGGUGACUUAAUCCUGUUACAACUUUGCUUUCUGAAUAAACUUAUUCAGAUGGG